Nyctereutes procyonoides (raccoon dog) is the source of this 1064-nucleotide messenger RNA. It is a transcript of the gene SYF2, whose product is annotated as SYF2 pre-mRNA splicing factor. The record is from RefSeq and is a predicted model, not a curated record. Lineage: Eukaryota; Metazoa; Chordata; Mammalia; Carnivora; Canidae. The transcript has 7 exons. Gene Ontology annotation, cellular component: catalytic step 2 spliceosome; post-mRNA release spliceosomal complex; Prp19 complex. The coding region runs from base 62 to 802 and encodes 246 amino acids.
GGCCCACGGGCAGACGGAAGUGCUCUGUGUUGUUGCCGGAAGUGGCGAGAGAAAGUUUGUGAUGGCUGCUGCGAUUUUAGCCGAGAAGGUGCCAGUGGACAGCUCGGAGGAGGGGGAGCAGCCCCCGGCGGCGCCCGCGGAGCUGGCCGCCCAGAAGCGCGAACAGAGGCUGCGCAAAUUCCGGGAGCUGCACCUGAAGCGGAAUGAAGCUCGUAAAUUAAAUCACCAGGAAGUUGUUGAAGAAGAUAAAAGACUUAAGUUACCUGCUAACUGGGAAGCCAGGAAAGCUCGUCUGGAGUGGGAGCUGCAGGAAGAAGAAAAGAAGAAGGAGUGUGCGGCGAGAGGGGAGGACUAUGAGAAAGUGAAGCUGCUGGAGAUCAGUGCAGAAGAUGCAGAAAGAUGGGAAAGGAAGAAGAGGAGGAAAAACCCUGAUCUGGGAUUCUCAGAUUAUGCUGCUGCCCAGUUACGCCAGUAUCAUCGGCUGACGAAGCAGAUCAAGCCUGACAUGGAAACCUAUGAGAGACUGAGAGAAAAACAUGGAGAAGAGUUUUUCCCAACUUCCAACAGUCUUCUUCAUGGAACACAUGUGCCUUCCACAGAGGAGGUUGAUAGGAUGGUCAUAGAUCUGGAAAAACAAAUUGAAAAACGAGACAAGUACAGCCGGAGACGUCCUUAUAAUGAUGAUGCAGACAUUGACUACAUUAACGAAAGGAAUGCCAAAUUCAACAAGAAGGCAGAAAGAUUCUAUGGGAAAUAUACAGCUGAAAUUAAACAGAAUUUGGAGAGAGGAACAGCGGUCUGAUCCCUUCAGGAACUGUUUCUGGAAGCUUGAGAAUGCUAGGAAAUUGAAGUUCUCUUCAAAGUUAUCCCAGGAAACCAGCACUCAGUCUACUAUGCUUGCCCACUCAGCAUUUACAAAUAAAUGCUUCUUCUUAAACAUAUGCUUCCAUGUAUAUUACCACAUUUCUGUGCUUUGAUGUAAGAUGUAUUUUAAGAGGCAGCGUACUUGUUUUGUAAAAAAUCUACUUUGUACAAAUACUAAUUAUUUUUCUAUGUAUUUUAAA